GGAAAUAUGUAAAUAUGGGUGUGCGUUGGACCAGUGACCUAGGUGACCAGUGACAAGCUUGUAUUAAACUAUUAUAAACUGACUUAUAUUUUUAUUUGCAAUUAGAAGAGUUUAUUUUCAAAAAAUAAAUUGACAGCAUCAAAUUCCGGCGAUAUCGAUUCGUCGAAUGCUUUACGGAAAGUGUGAAAGUUGGCAGUCCUAAAGUAACCGCCAUUUUAUUUUAGUUAUGUGUUCUUUUCGACGUUUGCAAUGAAUGUAAAUAUGGGUGACUAAUAGCAGUAGUGAUAAGCGGCGUACCUCAUUGUAAAAUUCUAAGCGUACGUUUACAAAAGCAUGAAGACCUAAUUUUAAAGCCGCUAAUUAAAUUAGAGAAGAGAGGAAAAUCGUAAAGAACAUUGAACGGCGAAAAAGCAAUACGGUGGUAGGGGAACACGUGCGUCACCACUAAUACUGCUACGGCUACUGCUGCAGUUGCGGGAGAAGGGCGACCCCUUUGCUUGUUGAAAUUGAGCAUAAACUUGUGGAAAUGUUUUUGGAUUGAUUUGAGAAGAGAGAAAAGAAAUUCAACUGAGGAAUUAGCUACUGAAAAGCAAUUAAGCUGAUACACGAAGGCGAAUGAAACUAUUAUUUGUGCUUAAAGCAAAAUGUAGUACCUUUGGAUUGUAAAACUGCUGUGGAUUUUUUUUUUUAACCUUGAAGUAACUUAACCUUACGACGGAAAUAAAUAGCUAACUUAAAAAUCAGUUUAUAAGAAUAACAAUGUCGUUUAUAAAUAAUUUGAAAAAGGUGUUCCACCUUGGCGGUGGUGAGGCGAAGAAAAAACGCCUUUACAAUAAUAUCAAGAUGGACACAGACCCUGCGGAAUUUUGGGAAAUGGUGGGUGAGCUGGGUGAUGGCGCUUUUGGCAAAGUAUAUAAAGCGCAACAUAAGGAACAUAGACGCUUCGCAGCGGCAAAACUAUGCACAUUGGAAGAUGAAGAAAAUCUUAGUGAUCACAUGGUAGAAAUUGAUAUUUUAUCAGAGAUAAAACAUCCAAACAUUGUAGAAUUGUAUGAAGCGUUUUCAAUUGAGGAUAAAUUAUGGAUGUUAAUUGAGUAUUGCGAUGGCGGCGCGCUCGACAGUAUAAUGGUGGAAUUAGAAAAGCCGCUGACGGAACCACAAAUUGCCUACGUUUGCCGACACAUGACUGAAGGUCUGAGUUUUUUACAUAAAAAUAAAGUAAUACAUCGUGAUUUAAAAGCUGGAAAUGUACUACUAACAAUGGAGGGUGGUGUUAAAUUAGCUGAUUUUGGCGUGUCGGCCAAAAAUAAGCAUACUCUACAGAAACACGACACAUUUAUAGGCACACCGUAUUGGAUGGCACCUGAACUUGUGCUGUGCGAAACAUUUCGGGAUAAUCCUUACGACUUAAAAGUGGAUAUCUGGUCACUUGGCAUAACUUUGAUAGAGUUAGCGCAAAUGGAACCACCAAAUAGUGAAAUGUCACCGAUGCGUGUUCUACUAAAAAUACAAAAAAGUGAACCACCAACACUGGAUCAGCCCUCAAAGUGGAGUAAGGAAUUCAAUGAGUUCCUAAAGAGAGCUUUGGUUAAAGAUCCGCAACAACGUCCAGGCACAGAUAUUUUAUUACAACAUAGAUUCAUUAAUUGUGAAUUAGACGCUAAACCUAUAAAAGACUUAUUAUUAGAAUAUAAAGCUGAAGUGGUUGAAGAAGUUGUCGACGAUGAUGCUGAGGAACCCCGCAACUCGGCGCUCCGGCUCGACCUGGACGAUGACUCUGCAUCUUUGCAGAGCCAAGAUAUUGACAAACUUCCAGGUACCCCAACAUCAGUAUCUAUGGACUCUAAAGAACCAAAUCAAACAAAUAGUAUACCACAAAGUAAACUAUCACAACAAAGAGGAGUCGCAAGCAAUGUCUCUCCUGUUUUGCAAAACAGUCUUGAAAACAAUAUAUCAUCUUCUAAAGGGGCAAAGGAGGAUGAACAAAAAAUUAGCGUUAAUAAAGCGCCAAAUGAAAACGACACGAGUAAACCGCGUUCACCUGAUGAAGCGCUUAGCAAGCAGCAAACAGUUGUUGCUCCAUCUGCUAUUGAAGCUGAUAAUCUUCCUGAGAAAAGCGUUGACGCUGAUAGGAAGAUCCCUAAAAAAGAAAAGGGUAAGGCACCGCCACCUCCGUCUGCUGCUAUAAUUGCGCCAAAAACGUCUGAAGCACCGCCUGCAAUUAUUGCAGCACACACUGAACCGGAGAAACGGGCCAACGACGAACACAUCCGCACAGCUGCAGUGGUCAAAGGUGCCGAGCUGUGUGAGAAUGUGGAAAUCGAUGUGCAAGCGCCAGCACUGCAACAGUUCGUUAAUGAACCACAAGAGCAGGUGCAGCCACUGCCAUCUCCGCCUUCGCCAACUACAUCAUCAGCAGCGGUUUCGGUGAAUUCCACUUCAUCGUCUGUAAAAAGCGGCGCCAUGCUAAGCUCGAGCACUUCACUUAUCACUAUAAAUAGCGAGACCUCGCCAUCCAGCACGCCAACUCGUUCACUUAACAAUCAGGCACAGCAUCGGAAUGUCGUUCAACCCAACAGUUUGGACGCUGGUAUCAGCCAAAUAAGAGUUGUAACCAGCACGCAUCCACCAGUCAUCAUUGACAAUUCUGUAGUGCCCGCUGUACCGCCUCAAAGCGAAGUGAUAAUUGUUUCAAAUGAUUUAAACAAAAGCACACAUGUGCCAGAAUCUUCGACUGAUGAUGAUUUCACUUCCUUUGACGACAGUCUUGGCGAUUCGCCGAUAUCGCCACGACAGUCAUCCAUGAUAGUGGCCGUGAGUGAGAAGGGCGCCGAAGAAACGGACAAGGGUGAAAUUGCUGCCGACGCCAAUCAGUCUAUAAUCGGUAAAGGAUCACGGGCGCGUAAGCUUGACGAAAGCGAGGUGCUAAUCGUUAGCCCAUCUUUCGUAGAUGACGAUUCUGCCUAUAAUACAGCUACGGGCAGUCAUGAUCAUAGCGAACAUCUGAUGGAUACCAGUCAUGUGUCAGUUGUGACUGUAGGCGAUGAGAUAAAAGUUAAGGACAGUAGUCACCUGAGCAGCGAUCUAUACGAUACAAGAUUAAGCAACGACAACAAUAUUCUGAAUAGCCAACGACCAUAUGUAAAGAAUCACCAAAAUGGCCAAAUAAUCACCGGCACACCAACAGAAGAUGUAAAUAUUAUUAUAAACCGCAACACACCACAAGACAUCAGUGUCGCUAAUAAACGGCCCUCACCAGAUAAUAGCGUUGGUUCAGUGGACUCACGAACACUGAGUGAAAGCGGUUCACUGCCCUCAACUGGCGGUGUUAUUCGACGAGCUGUGGGCUUGAAUAUCGCAACAGUUGAUCAGAGUGACGUUGAAAGUAUCGGCACCACAACUAGUCAUGAUAGUCGCAACGAGGCGGAGGCCCCCAUAAUGGGCACUAAGAUACCCGAAGAUGAAGAAGUUGUCAUACGUCGUAAGCAAGGACCAUUAUCACCGAAAAUAGUAGCACCACCCGGUCCGACUAAAGAAGAAAUUGAACUACGUAAUUUGCGUAAGAAAACGCGAAAGCGUACGCGAAAAUUCGAGAUCGAUGGUGUACAAGUGACGACAACCACAAGUCGUGUCAUCUACGGUGACGAAGAGACUGGACGGCUCUAUGAUGAUCAUGUGUUCCGCAAACAAGAACUAAGAGAAUUGAAAAUGUUGCAGAAACAGGAAAAGAAGCAGCAAAACGAUUUGCAAUUAAAGGAACAAAUCGCUAGAGAGCAACAGGAUCGACGCUUCGAACAGGAGCGAAUUUCGCUGGAGAAGACUUAUGAAGCCGAUAUGGACACCUUGGCAAGACAACAGAAGCAACUAAUUGAGAAGACAGAACAAGCGCAGGAGCAUGAACUGCGAACUUCAUCGAAGCGCAUCCGAUCCGAGCAAGAGCAAGAAUUGAAAAUCUUCCGUGAAAAUUUGAAACAAGAAAUUCGUCUGUUGAAACAAGAAGUAGAUUUGCUGCCCAAAGAUAAACGCAAAGACGAAUUCAAACAACGACGUUCCGCCAUGGAACUGGAUCAUGAAGAGAAGGAGCGGGCUUUCCUAGAUUCGCUCAAAGAACGCCAUGAAUUGCUUCUGCGACGAUUAAGCGAAAAACAUCGCGAUCAUCUUGCCACAAUUAAUCGUAAUUUCCUGCAGCAAAAACAAAAUGCCAUGCGUACACGCGAAGCACUACUGUGGGAGCUGGAAGAGAAGCAAUUGCAUGAACGUCAUCAGCUAGCCAAACGGCAUGUAAAAGAAUUAUGCUUUAUGCAACGCCAUCAGAUGAUUGUGCGACACGAAAAGGAAUUGGAUCAGGUGAAGAAAAUGUUGCAACGCAAGGAGGAGGAUAUGAUUAAAAAGCAAGCUUUAGAGAAGCGAGCGUUGCCGAAGCGAAUUCGCGCAGAGCGCAAGGCACGCGAUUUAAUGUUCCGCGAAUCUUUGCGUAUAUCAACAAAUUUGGAUCCGGAAGUCGAAAGGGAACGACUUAAGAAGUUUCAAGAGCAAGAAAAGAAACGUUAUACGCAAGAGGAGCGACGAUUCGAAAUCAAACAUCAAAAACAGUUGGAGGAAUUGCGUGCAACGCGUGAGGGGGCGAUAAGAGAAUUAGAACAGUUGCAGAAUGAGAAACGCAAAGCUCUGGUCGAACACGAACAUGCCAAAUUGACAGAUAUCGACGAGCGUUUAAAGGCAGAGUUGCGUGAAUGGAAGGAGCAAUUAGUACCUAGAAAGCAGAAGCUAAUCGAUACUCUUAACGAAAUGUCCGAGCGUUUUGAGAAAAAGUACGGUCCAAUACCCGAUCGUGUGCCAUUUACUCACAAAGAUAUUGAGGUGCCACUGCAACUGCGUGGAUUUUUCAAUGAUGCACCACGCUCUCUGCCGCGUGGUCUUUUCCUUAGUGAAAAUCAGAUGCUGCGUUCGCGCACCUAUUUCUCAUUAUCAUCAGAUCCGCGUGCCAAAUUCCACGGUUCCACGCCCGAUUUGAGUCGCAGUGUACCCAAUACGCCCAUAUUUCGAAAAUUUGGUAAACUGAAAGAGCGUAGUGAUAGUUUAGCGCUGGACAGCACAACACCCAGACUGCGUGAUGAACGUUUUACGGAUGAAAUCGUUGAGUUGCGACAGGCACAUGGAGUGCUAACGCCACGUUUCGCCUCCGUCGCCGCAGUAGCAGCAGCAGCAGCAUCAGCAGCACCAUCAGCAACGCCAACACCACCAUCAGCCGUCGCCGCCGCCAAGGAUGGUGUGUCGUCAAGUGAUGCCGGCCAAGUGAGCACAAUUCAUAUACAAACUCCCACACUGGGCGCCAAUCGGCAAGCGAACUCGGAGAGACCAGUGCUUUCCACAUUCCGCAGCACAAUGCCACCGUCGUCAAGGCACACUGACUCAACAGUUACAUAUGCCACACCAUUUGCUGAUAUUGUAAGCAAUCGUUUUAAUAGAAGAGACAAUUUAAAAACUGAUGAGCCAACAACUACAACAACUGCUAUAACCAAUAAACCAGAGUUGCGUCAGCAAACGCAAAACCUAUUAUAUUCCUCAUCGUUUGCUAUCAAGCGGCCCUCCCUCUACGGUACGGGUCGCUCCUCGUUAGGCAGUACGCAAUCGCUCUAUGACAUUUAUGAGGGCACAGUACGCUUGAGCACUGAACGCGCUGAGCCUGAUUUUCGUUUGCCAGCCAAAAAAGCGACCGCUCUACUUGACAGUAUUGAACCUUCCUUGCGCGCCUCCAUCAAAUUGGGCAGUGUGCAGGAGGUAAAUAGUUUGGAUGUGGAAGAGGUAAAAUAUACCAUACCACGGAUUGGUAUAGCAGAUAAAAAAUCUAAGAGAAGUGCACCAAGUAGUCCUUUAGAAGAGGACUCACUGGCUUAGAGGGGUGCGCGUGUAGAAAAAAUAAUACUUAAAAUUAAAAUGAUUCUAAACACAAAUAAAACCAAAACACUGAAAAUAUUGAAACAG
Rhagoletis zephyria (snowberry fruit fly) is the source of this 5985-nucleotide messenger RNA. It is a transcript of the gene Slik, whose product is annotated as Sterile20-like kinase. NCBI's taxonomy places the organism in Eukaryota, Metazoa, Arthropoda, Insecta, Diptera, Tephritidae. Gene Ontology annotation, molecular function: ATP binding; protein serine/threonine kinase activity. The record is from RefSeq and is a predicted model, not a curated record. Gene Ontology annotation, biological process: protein phosphorylation.